Molecule: messenger RNA, 8612 nt
Organism: Gadus macrocephalus (Pacific cod)
Lineage: Eukaryota; Metazoa; Chordata; Actinopteri; Gadiformes; Gadidae
Gene: gprc5ba
Product: G protein-coupled receptor, class C, group 5, member Ba
Exons: 3
Coding region: 3436-4776 (446 amino acids)
Biological process (GO): G protein-coupled receptor signaling pathway
Cellular component (GO): plasma membrane; intracellular membrane-bounded organelle; signaling receptor complex
Molecular function (GO): G protein-coupled receptor activity; protein kinase activator activity; protein kinase binding
Source: RefSeq, a predicted model, not a curated record
UCCAUCCUCUGCUGCCUUUGUUGCUGCUGUCGCUCAGGGAAGAUUGGGCCGUUACCAUGGUGAUCAGGGGCUCAGCCAGAAAGCAACACGAUGUUAGCGGCAGGCAGCACUUCAAGUGAAUGUGUCUCUGUGUGUGUGCGUGUGUGUGUGUGUGUUUGUGUGCAGUGUGUGUGUAUGUGUGCGACAGUGUUUGUUUGUUGUUGUUUUUUUGAUAGUUUGGCGCCGUCAUUAAACCACUGUAGAUGCCAUCGAGCAACGUUACACAAUGCCGGGCUUUUGUGCAUGUGUGUGUUUAUUUGUGCGUGUGUGUGUGUGUGUGUGUGAAGGGCCCGCGGUGGCGUGUGUGUUCACAGGAACCACUGGCAUGCACGGAUGACUCAUCUCGGCGGGAUUCAGAGCAACGUCAACGCAAACCUGCGAAGAAUCCACCCGCUAUUUGUGACGAGAGAGAGAGAGAGAGAGAGAGAGAGAGAGAGAGAGAGAGAGAGAGAGAGAGAGAGAACCUAAGAUAACAGCCGGAGAGAGAGGAAGUGAAAUAGAUUAUUCUGCUAAUGAAAGAGGUGGAAGAGCUUGUAAAUAAACAAGCCGAGGCCUCUUUGCAAAAUGCAUAAAAGAGCAAUUCACACACUGUCCACAACAACAACAACAACAACAACUGAGAGUGGUGAAUGCAAACAAAGUCCAUUUCAAGACGACCGCAUCAAAGGCUUGGGCUGUAAUUGCUGGAACGAGUGUAUGUGCACGUACCGAGAGAGGGAGGAAGUAGAGAGAGAAUCACCCCCCCUGCCUCGCCCCCCCCCCCCCCCCCCCCUCCUUCUAAUCAAGACGUUGCCAUGGCGACCGCACGAUUCGGACCCUGUUUGCCCCCAAUAUCCCCCGUUUGUCUGCCCCGUGAGGUGCAGGCGGUCCGAGUCCACGUGUGUCUGAUGUGGUGUGUCGAACCCGGCUAAGCGCUGGACCCGGCGUUCCAUAACCUAAAGCUCACCGUUUCAUCAUCCCCAGCCUGCACUUUGAGUUGCAGGUCGAUUAGCAUUCCUUCCCGUGGCAAAUCCUCUUAUUCCCCCGCCAGGGAAGGUAUGGUUCCAGGGAGUUUAGCGUCUUGUUUUGCCCCCCGACUUUAGACUAGAGCGGGUCGAUCAAGCAGAUUUGGAGAGCGAUUACGAUAUGCGCUGCCCCCCACCGCGUUAAUACCCGAAAACCGAAACAGAAAGAUUAUAGUAGAAAUGUGUUUUUUGCUUUUGUUGUGGCACCGUUUGAAGCCUUGUGUUGUCACACACCAAAGCUCCGAUACACAGCUCGUGGUUGAGCUAACGUUAGCCAACUCUGAAAAAAGAUUUACUUGUUUUCGAGAGAUAUUGAGGCAUUCUGUGCAAAAACGAACAUAAAAAUCAAUCUUUCCCCAUAAUGUCAGUGAAUAACCGUCUUCAUAAUCGUGUUCUCAAUCUGGACUCUUAGAUCAAGGGGCCGCCUGUUCUCGUUGGUCCCGCCCCCAGGUUGUGUGUGGAGUCACUCAGGGGUCGCGACCUUUGCUCCUGGACUCUAUUUUCUGUCCCGGUGCAACGGCGAACUUCACCUCACCGCGCCCGCUCGCCCGCUCGGAGCAGAAUGAGGAGGAUGUGUGUUGGCUGAGGCUAUCCAGUGUCUUCACAUGGCAUGUAAAUAUCGUGUUACUGGUUAUUUCUGGAUGGCUUCGCUGACUGGAAGUUAUGGGGCCUAAGCAAACUGCUGUUGAGUCUGAUGAAUCUCAGGGAUUAAACACACCCUCACACACACUCAGACACAGGGACCCUCCGGUAGAUCUGCGGUCGGCCCGUGUGUGUGUGUGUGUGUGCGUGUGGGAGACGAGAGAUUCUAAUGUUAGGAUUCCAUACAGAUGAUGAGUACGUACACUAAGCCUUGACAGCGACUGGAAAAUAUGCCCCGUAAAGGUUAGCGAUGAGCUGCAGAAGGCGGCGUUGUUGUUUACUGGUAACCAGGCUUCCUCCUGAACACCCAGAGUGUAUCUGAGCCUGGAUUGCGACACGGAAUACAAGUCAUCAAAGCCACUCUGAGAGACAAGUAUAAGAGCCUGACGAGCUCUCGCAGUUUAUGCGAUAAGCCUAGCGGCACUAAAAGUCUGCAUGCGAGAGAGAUUCUCUCCGUGUGUGUCUGGCUCAUGGGUUAAGGCGGGAGGAUAUUUGGCUGUGGAGGUCAAGGAAGACAUUGAUUCUCUUCUUUGUACUCAGCUGUUGUACUUGUCUCUUGCACCCCCUCAAGUGUGUGUGUGUGUGGUAUGUGUGUCUGUUUGCGUGUGUACACACGUGUGUGUGCGUGCGCAUUUCUGUGUGUGUGUGUGUGUGUUUGUGUGCGCGCCUGUAUCUGUGCGUGUGUCUGUGCGUGCGCGUGUGAGCCUGUGUCUGUGUCUGCGAGCAUGUGUGUCUGUGUAUGUUUUGUGUGCGUGGGCGUGGGCGUGCGAUGCAUAUGGUCCUCCAGAUGGGUGUUUGUAGCAGCACCCGGGACCUUUAGGUGUCCGGCUGCGUGGUAGAGAGGGUGAAAACAAACUAGUUCCUCUUCUCGCUCUGCACUCCCUUUGCGUUUUUUUAUCGUGAAAAGUUGUCUGAUAGCGCAGCUGUUUGUCUGACGGCCAAUGACCGAGGCCUUGAGACUAACUGAGUUAUACAGGCGGACUAAUGUAAUCAGAAUAAAUCCAUCAUGGAAAAAGUGUUUAGAUUUCAUUUCGGUGGAAAUCACUAAAACAUUUUGUUUGAUGUAUUUACUUUAAUUUCAAGUGAGGUCAUAUAAAAGAUGAGAUUUGUGUUUCCCUUCUUAACAGCUUUUACAAGUCUUUCACUGGUAUAAUGGACAUUUAUGUUCCUGCGAGAUAAAUGGCUACGAUAAAUCUUAUCAGCCAAAAUGCAUUUUACUUAAAUGCAUUAAGACUAUAAUUCAUACUCAACCCGGGGUUUUCUAACUUCCCCUUAGCCACAUUUGUACAGGCCACUGUGUGUGUGUAUGUGUAUGUGUAUGUGUAUGUGUAUGUAUGUGUGUGUGUGUGUGUGUGUGCGCGCGCGGCAAGGCUCCAGCCAUGUUGUUGUGACGCCGUUCUUUGUUGCGUUGUGUUAUUCUGAAACGCAGACAUGCCCAUCACAUGCGCUGAGCCUCGCGGCUAGAUGAUUACCGUGGCGAUUAUUGACUGCUCUAAGAUCACACUGACUCUCCCUCUGCUCCCUGCUUCCCUCCCCGCUUUCUCCCGCUCUCCUCAUUGUUCUUCUCUGUUUGGUGUUUCCAUUGUUUUGUGUUCUUCACUCUCCGUCUCUCUCACUCCCUGUCUCCCUCUAUCUUUUUAAAUCUCUCUCUCUGUCUCCAUCUCUCGCCCUCGCUCUUGGCCUCUGUCUCUCUCUCGAUCCCUCUCCCUCUCCCUCUCCCCCUCUCUCCCUCUCUCUCUCUCUCUCAGCGAUGGCGUUCCUCCGCCUGGCGUUGACGGCGUGGGCGCUGGCCGCGUCCUGGCGCCCCGCCGGCGGCCAGGACCCCGACGACCCGUCGGGCCCGUUGCCGCGGGGCUGCGGCUGGGGCCUGGGGCGGCCCUACACCCUGCUGUGCGACCUGGACGCCGUGUGGGGCGUGGCGGUGGAGUCGGCGGCGGCGGGCGGCGCCCUGGUGUCCCUCCUCCUCGCCCUGGCGCUGCUGUGCCGCCUGCGGGGCAUCGGCGAGGCCGAGAAGCGCAGCGGCGUGGGGCCCCUCCUGCUGCUGCUGCUCGGCGCGCUGGGCCUGUUCGGCCUCAGCUUCGCCUACCUCGUGGAGCGCGACGAGUCCCUGUGCGUGCUGCGCCGCGCCCUCUGGGGCCUGCUCUUCGCCGUGUGCUUCGCCUGCCUGCUGGCGCAGGGCGUGCGGCUGCGGCGGCUGGGCGGCGGCCGGCGCAGCCCCGGCGGCGGCGCCCUCACCGGCCUGGCCCUGGGCCUGAGCGCCGUGCAGGGCAUCAUCGCGGCCGAGUGGCUGCUGCUCACCGUGCUGCGGGAGGGCCGCGCCGCCUGCCAGUACCAGCCCGUGGACUUCUCGCUGGCCUGCAGCUACGUGCUGGCGCUGCUGCUGGCCGCCCUGGCCGCCGCCGCGCUGGCGCUCUGCGGCAAGGCGCGGCAGUGGCGCUGUCACGCGGCGUGGCUGCUGGUCACCUGCCUGCUGUCGCUGCUGCUGUGGGCCGCCUGGGUGGGCUUCUAUCUCUACGGCAACGCCUGGCUGGGCCGCUCCCCCGAGUGGGACGAGCCGGCACUGGCCAUCGCCCUGGUGGCCCAGGGCUGGCUGCUGCUGCUCUUCCACGCCAUCCCCGAGGCGCACCUGUGCAUGCGGCCCCCGCCCCAGCCCACCGCCCCGGACUACUUUGACACCUCGCAGACCUCCACCCGUCUGCGGGAGACCAGCUUCGACGAGGACAUCCCUCUGUCCCACCGGCAGUUCGUGGAGAACCAGGGCUACGGCUACAGCGACGAGGGCACCCCAGGGAUGCGAACGGGUGGAGGAGGAGGAGGCGGUGGCGUGGGCGGAGUCCCGGGCGUUGUGGGCGGGGUCGGCCCCGGCCUGGUCGGGGGUGGGGGAGCAGGAGGAGGAGGAGGAGGAGGAGGGGGCGGAGCCGGCAGCCACCACAACGGCAGCACGGGCGCCCGGCCCAGCGCGCCGUUCCGCAGCAACGUGUACCAGCCCACCGAGAUGACCAUGAUCCUGAACGGGGGAGCGGUGAGUACUGCACCACAGACCCAGGUCCCUUCUGCCCCUCCAACCUACACUGGGAGGCAGCUGUGGUGAGCAUGAAGCUGAACAAGUCGAGGGAGAAAGAAAGAAGCAAAAGGAGAGAGAAACGGACAGAGGAGGAGGAGGAGGAGGAGGAGGAGGAGGAGCAGGAAUGACUAGACCCUUGAGGGAUUUUCGGUUGUUACGGACUCAAUCAUGGACACCAACCAGCCCUACCCCCCCCCCCCCCCCCCCCCCCCUCACACACUGCCCGAACCCCUUUACUUUCUGUGCUUGGUCCGCAGGAUUGACAUUUGCUGUGUGUGCCGACCGCCAGUAACGCCUGAUGUGUGUGGAGUGGGUAGAGCUAGGUCACCCUGGGGUGGGCGGGGACAGAUCUGGGGUCGCAUCCUCUUGAGUGGCACCUGUAGUUCACCUAUAGCACAGCUGUAAAACACCUUUUGGCUGCUCCGCGAAAAAUAGCCAGAAAGAGAGGGUUGAAACCCUGAAACAAAUACUAAGGCCGACUUGGCUCCGAAAAAGAUUAGCCUCUUCUCCCGAGACUAUCGCACUGUAAGCACUAUCGAAAACUGUGAAAUCUUUUGCGCUCUCUCUCUCUCUCUCUCUCCCUAGCACUCUCUCUCUCUCUCUCUCUCUCUCUCUCGAUUGCUACCACAGUGUGAGUAUCCUUUCUGGAGACCCAUGACAUGCUGGCGCAUGAAUCAGAAUCAUUUGGCUCUGUCCUCCAACCACAACUCCUGCUUGGGUACGCACAGGGCACAGCUGUGUGUGUGUGUGUGUGUGUGUGUUUCUGACUGAGAGUGAGUGCUUAUUAUGUGUUCAUACCCCCUUCAUCUCUACUUUGGACAACCGUCACACUUGGACUCUGUGCUCGGUCCAAUAUGUUAUAACUGGCAAUCAUCCUCACACACACACACACACACACACACACACCCCUCUAAACCUGACACUUCUCUCAGCGUGUACAAAAACAACAAUCAAUCACCUGCCUCUCCGAUACAUCAGAGAGGCCUGCGUCGGGCCGGGGUUCUGAUUGGACGAGAGAGGUGUCAGUCAGUGGCUCUUUUGUGAAUCUAGGUCAGACUGCUGGGAGAAUAGAGGCAUGGAGCUCUCCUCUCUCCCCCUCCCCCCCCCCCCACCCACCCCACAUCUCCAGUGGCCAUUGGCUGUCUGGAGCAGCCCGGGGAGGCCGUCGCCUCGCAUCAGCCGACGAGCGCUGAAGGAACCAGGGUCGUCUGCACGGCGGGGUCGAUGGGGAGGGGGGUGUGGCAGGAAGGGGAGAUCUAAUUUGGGAGAUUGGAUGAUUCUUACAGUGUCUUUGAGGGGUGGGGGGCGAGGGAGGGCUGGGGGGGGGGGGGGGAUCACAGUCAGGGUCGGCUUUAUUUGGUGCUACAUUCAUCUCCUCCUUCGCAGCGGGACGUGGAGACAUGCUGACGGGCCGUUCACUCACGCACGCACGCACACGCACACGCACGCACACACACACACACGCACACGCUGGCCGAACUUAGAGCCGCCCAUUAAGUAUGGUUGAAGGACAUCGAGACAGAGAGAGAGAGAGAGAGAGAGAGAGAGAGAGGCAGAGGGAGAGCGAGAGGCCUGGUGACUCCUUGCGGUCUCCGUUUACCGGAGCCUGAGUGGGCUCCGGUUGUACAGGGUGAGGUGGACUGAGGGCAGAUCAGAUGUGACUGUUCUUAAAGGCGAGGAAGAGGAGAAGGACAGCUGGGAGGAGUACAGUGACCGGAGGUUAGCCUCAGUGCUUCUCCCGUGACAUUGGCAGUGUGCGUGUGUGUGUGUUGACGUUGAUCAAGAGCUGGUAAAGUGUCGUUUUUAUGUGUGUCAAGAGUGAGAGGAAGGUAGUGAAUGCCCUUACACGUGUGGGAUGAGAGUGAGUGAGUGUGCGUAUUCACAUGUAUGGUUCUGUGUGUGCGUAUGUGUGCGUGUGCGUGCGUGUGUUACUUCCUGAAGUAAAGAAGCCCCCCCCGUCUAUGUUUCUACGGGGAAAACAACAGAAAGCAGAAUUCCCUGCGCCAGCGCGUCUCCGUGCCAAGAAAGACUCUGGUUUCACUCGAGUCUCCCAUUUCCCCUCCUCCCAUCCUUCCCAGUCCACUAGCUGGGUGACAGCGUCUCCCCGCUGGGUGAACUGUGUACAGAAAGCGUGCUAUACACCUAACUGACUUUUUUUAUUUUAUUAAUGUGUACAUUAAGUUUAGUUUUCAGCGGUGACACCAACACAACACUGUACGUCCUCACUACUGCUUUCGUUGGAUUGCUUUGCAUUCAGACAUUUUGUGUCUGUUCACAUUGAAUUUUCCCUUCUCUUGUGUCUUUUUCUUUUUACUGAUUUGAAUCCAUUUUAUUUUGGGUAUGUUUUUGGAAAUGAUUGGACAUGAUUUUAAUUUUGACUGUGUUUAACCGUCAAGAAAAGAGGACUUGGGAGGUUCCGAUCUGGUUUUUAUUUUUUGAUAAAGUAUUGUUUCACCCCAGUGCAGUCCCAUGAUGACCCGUCGUGACUACAGUGUUCUGUCGACGUAACAUCUAAUGUUCUUUCUUUCUUCUAUCAACCGUGAUGCUCCACAAACUCUGUGCUGCCGGCAACGGCACAGUCUGUAAUAUAAUGAAGGGAGCGAGGAGGCCGCGAAGGUCAACGACCCUUGACCUUUGCCCUAUGCUCCUACCAGUGGACCCCACCCCCCCCCUCCGCCCCUCCGAACUGGGGGACCAGGGAGGGCAUUCAGCCUACAGUAUUGUGUCAUCGAUGGGGUCCUCCACGGGGGGGGGGGGGGGCUCUGCUUCGUACCCCAACACGAGCCCGUCCCAAGCUCUCCAUUUGGGGCCGUACAGGGUCAGAACUAGGGUCUGCGGCCCGGUCUUCUCUUGGGGGGGCCCCCAGAACGGGUCGGGGUUCGGGGAAAUGGAAACCGGACGGACAGAGAGGAGAUUUCCGUUUGACGGCCCAGAAAACACCAGAGGAAGGUUUAUCCAACAUAUUGUGAUGUUUUCACUCAAACUCGGAGUACACGAAAGAAGAAAAAUAAUACUACGAUACCGUGACUUUGUAGAUCUUUUGCACUCGUUGACUACCUAUCUGUGCAUGCCCAUUCACCACUUCUACAUGUGAAGCCCUUUUUCUCAGGCCAUGCUGUCGAAUACCGAUCCUAUUUAUGUCAAAAAGGCUUUGUGACUACAAUCAUAUCUUCAGUGUAUACGAGAUCACACCGUUCAAUAUAUAUCUAUCAAUGUGUGUGCGUCUUUUCCUGAACAUAAACAAAAAGGAAGCCAAGAUUUCAGAUUUGUUUUUAAAAAAAAGGAAAUGGAAUCAGGCGGUCGAGGGGAAUUGGGUUAUCGCCGGUCGGUUGACUCUCAUAGCCGACGACUGAAGGCAGCGGAGUGGGGGGUAGAACGACGAAGAGACAAUUUGAACUUAGGCUGUGAGUGGGAAAAAAAACAAAAAAACAAAAACAACAACAACAUACUAUGGUGAGAUUUGUGAGUUUUGCACAACAGUUCUCUUAAGUGUUACAUUCAUCGUUCCCCGGUCCUGUUGACCUCCCUAUCCUACCUGUAGGUCUGACUAGGUUAGUCCCUGCUCCCCACCCAUGGUCAGGGAUCACCCUGCCAUCAGACUGCCCUGUAUGACAGGAGGGGGGGGGGUGCUGGGUGCGGCAGCUGACGGAGGUGAUGCUAGUUUCCACAGCUGUGACAGUGAGUGCAGUGACACAGCAUGCCUAUGUAUAGAACUCGUUCCCCCCGGAUUAGACGAAGAAGAAAAAAAUGGUGAACUCACUUUGUUUCUGUAACUGAUCCAGGCAAAAAAAUGAAAAUAUAUAUAUAUGAAAACUUCAAUGAAAAAGUUCAAUAAAAUUGUCAUGUUUGUAGGUAACUUUUAA